Molecule: messenger RNA, 2409 nt
Organism: Prorocentrum cordatum
Lineage: Eukaryota; Dinophyceae; Prorocentrales; Prorocentraceae
Source: the annotation of a GenBank genome assembly
CUCUCGGCGACGCGUCCGAUGACGAGGCUCGCGUGGAACGGGAAGCCGACCAGCGGCAAGAUCCACGAGGCAUGGCUCCCAUCGUUACUUGGGCGUGGGAGGUGGCGCGGAAACGGGCGACUGCACUGGACUGGUUGCGCGGCGACUCGGGGGCGCAGCUUUGCGCGCAGGUGGUAGUGUUGAAGAUGAUUGUCUCUGCCAUCCAGAACGCGCAGUCCGAAGAGCUGUGGAUCGGGCCCAAGAGAUGGGAGCGCAAGCAGAACGCUACUGCUGCGCGGCGCUUCGCGCCGGGCGACGACGGCUCCCUGCUCAGGGAUAAUGGCGUUUUGAUCCACGCUCGGGGCCAGAUCGAGCACAAGGCUUGCGUGCGCAUGCACGCGCUUUUCUACGGCAGCAGGUUGUGGCGUUUGCUGCGCGAGCCAGAGGUGAACAACCAGUUGAAGGCCGACGUGUUCACAGGCGUGUCGGCAGCGGGUGCAUUUGCGCAGAAGCUCAUUGCAUCGCCGCACGGCAAGGCGCCCUUCAGGCUGUUCCUCGUUUUAGUCCAGCCCGAGCUUGCGGCGGAUAUUCAAGCCACCCCUGGAUGCAUGCUUCAUUCGUGGUCUGCCAAGUUCCUGCAGAAUUAUGAUCUCACCACCGAGGAUGCGAGGAUGAAGCUGUUGGUUCAUGCCAUGAUGAUCUACGCGAAUACGGACCGCUUGGGAGUGUCGAACAGUCACAUACGGCGCAUGGUAUCACAACAAGUGCAGUGCCCACAGCCCGACGCCGCGGACAUCAGCACCCGACGGGUUGCGUCGACAGUUCGAGCUCAUAGCUUUGACGCUUCUCCAGCUCCUGGAGCACGCGGGCGCGUGGACGGCGGCGAUGGCGACGAUGCGCACCAGGGUCCAUUGCGAGGUGGCGGCGGAGGAGCGUGGAGGGCGUUUGUUCGACAUCGGGGCUCCCGAGACUUGGCGGGGACUGGCAGGCUGUGCAGGGCGCUCAAGGACACCGUGGGAUCGGAGCUGUUGCAGGAGUGCGUGCGCCUCGGCCAGUUGGCGACGCAGGCCAGUAGAGAGGGUCGCCAUGGGAACUCGUUCGGGCCAUCUCGCAAGGACGUGGAGCGGGCAACGUCCAAGCUUAGUUUGCAGCAGAGGAUGUCGGCCAACCCCGACGCUGGCGUCAAUCAAGCCGUGGACAAGCUACUAUCUGACGCUCAUCUGCAUUACUCUUCGACCGAGGAGACGCUCGCCACGGCCAAGAAGAUUAGGCAGACCGCGAACUCCGCGAGGCGCGACGCCGAGAGGAAAGACGAGGAGGCGGUCGCCAACUUCGGACGCGCGCACACCGACGGCUGGGCGCAGGACCUCUCAGCAGGCAGUGACGGCUUUCGGCGGGCGCUUGGCGUCCAAGCGGUCCCUGGUCCUGCUGGCGGUGUCCGUGUUCUUGAGUGCGACAGUGCAGCGUCGUCUGGCGACGCCACCAGCAAGGUUGGGUAUUCGAGGAGUACCGGUGGCAAGCAGGCGAACCUGAUGAAGGGCAUCUCUGGCCACUGGGACUACUUGCACAGGGGCAUGGCCGACGAGAAAGAAGAUGAGCACGAGUCGUCGGACGAGGAUCCAGAGAGUAAGCAUGGCAAGUGCUGGGCAAUCGGAAACGUGUAUGUGUGGAGCACGCGGCAGCUGAAAGACGGCGAGGUGUUCGUGCGACUCGAAUGCGCGCCCUUGCAAGAUGAUGGCGACGGGGCACUGGCAGGGUUUUCGGGCUACGACGAUGACAUCCGCUGGUGGCGCAUGUCGCAUAUGAACUUGACCCCCUUCUCACCGAUGGCGCAGCAGAUGUUCAUAGCCGAGGGCGACGAGGCCAUGACGGCCAACCCGCAGGGGAAUGAUAUUGCGUUGAAGGCGUCGAGCGGGUGGCUGUCCUUAGAGAAGUGGGCUUCGACAUUUGAUCCCGGGCGGAAGUGGAGUGCGAGUUUCUACCUGUUGCGCAGGCGCAAGCGGCCCCUCUCGAUCUUUGUGCCUGGCGCUGUGCUCGUGGAGGAGGCCUUCGCCGAUGUGAACACGUUCGAUGCGUGGCCGCCCAAACCCCGCAGGCCUGGUGGAAUGGGCCGCGGCGGGGCCGAGGCCGCGGCGAUGGUGGAGCCGCGGGCGACAGAGGACGGACAGCUGGGCGACGCCGACGGCGUGGGCGCGGCGACGACGACGGCGGCGCUGCUGGCGGCAGAGGACGGGCAGCUGGACGAGGCCGAGGGCGAGGUCGUGGACGUGGGCGGCGAGAUCGUGGGCGUGGGCGGCGACGACGUGGACACGGGCGGCGAGGUCGUGGACCUGGGCGGCGAGGUCGUGGGCGUGGGCGGCGACGGCGUGGACAUGAGCGGCGGGGUCGUGGAUCCUGAGCGCGACGAGGCUGAAGACCUGAGCGACGAGA